AUGCACAGACAGCUGCCGUCGGCGGUGAAGGGUAGCAGAACUCGGGGCGUCAGCCGGUUUUCGGCCCGAGCUUUCGGUGCACGUGUUUACCCCGCAUCCGGCAUCUCGGAGUCUCGGUCACAUACUUACCCUCAGCAACCACUGGGGAGAGCGACGGGUAUUGCUGUUAUUCAGUUCACCAUGACUACUCCAAUCGUCGACUCGACGGCUGUUUUCAAGCCUGACAUCUUCAAGGGCAAAGUUCUAUUCUGUACCGGCGGUGGCUCGGGCAUCUGUCGCGUGAUGACUGAGUCUAUCAUGCGCCACGGCGCGAACGCCACCAUUGUUGGGCGCAAGAUUGACCGCCUCACAAAGGCCGCCCAAGAGCUCUCCGAUGCUACCGGGCAGAAGUGCAUCCCUGCACAAGCUGACGUUCGCCAGCCGAAGACACUCCAGGACGCUGUCAAGAAGACGAUCGAAGAGUUCGGCAGAAUCGAUUUCGUCAUUUGCGGCGCUGCUGGCAAUUUCCUGGCUCCGAUAUCAGGCUUGUCAGAAAAUGCUUUCCGGACCGUGAUCGAGAUUGACACACUGGGAACCUAUCACACGAUCAAGGCGACUCUCGCGCACGUCCGCGCCUCCAAGGGGUCUUAUAUCCAUGUAAGCGCGACCCUACACUGGCGUGGGACCCCGUACCAAGUGCACGUCUCCGCGGCGAAGGCUGCCGUCGAUGCGACGUCUGCGGUUCUCGCUGUCGAAGAGGGUCCUUUUGGAGUCCGCUCAAAUGUUAUCGCACCUGGUCCAAUCGCCGGUACGGAGGGUAUGGAGCGAUUGGCCGCGAUAGGUGAUGAUGGCAAGAAGUCCCAGCUCGCGUGGGGAACGGCCCUGGGACGCAUGGGUGACUCUCGCGACAUCGCUAACACGGCCGUAUUCCUGUUCAGCGACGCCGCGAGCUUUGUCACUGGGCAAGUCAUAGCCGUAGACGGGGCCAGCGAGUCAAUACGUGGUCUCACGCUCCCGUACCCUCAGAGUGUACUGGACCCGGCCUCGGUGAAGAAGUAUAUCACCCCCAGGCUCUGA
This is a messenger RNA of Peniophora sp. CBMAI 1063, 1056 nucleotides long. NCBI's taxonomy places the organism in Eukaryota, Fungi, Basidiomycota, Agaricomycetes, Russulales, Peniophoraceae. The record is from the annotation of a GenBank genome assembly.